Messenger RNA from Carica papaya (papaya), 2186 nucleotides. The record is from RefSeq and is a predicted model, not a curated record. Lineage: Eukaryota; Viridiplantae; Streptophyta; Magnoliopsida; Brassicales; Caricaceae.
CGAUAAGUACAAUAAGACAAAACAUGUUGUGCUGUCCGUAGGAUCGACUUGGUUGUACAAGAUUCUCUCACAGUUUGUUGUAGGGACAAGUUUAGCGUAUCACACCAAUUGCAACACAGGGAGUUUGGCCACACGUGGUCUAUGAGGAACCCUUUUGCCUGAAUGCUCCAUCUUUGAGGGUCUUGACUCGCGAGGAAAGGAGCAAACGGCAGAGAGAGAGAGAGAGAGAGAGAGAGAGACAGAGAGAGAAGACGAAGGAGAGUUGGGUUUUGAUAGCUCAACGCAGUCAUCUUUUCCGGCGAAACUGGAGAUUGCGGUGAAUGGACGACAAGAAGUCCGAUGAGUCGCUACCGGCCGGCUGGAGAGUGGAGAUGAGAACGAAGAAGAAUGGUAAAAGGGACAAGAUUUUGGCUCUGACAGAAAAUGAUAUAUAGGAAGUGGAAAGAAGAUUACUUGGGAUGCUGUCAAAAGGUUUGCAUGCUAUGGCGAUUGUGACCUUGAUGAGAUGGAAUGUAGGAUAUUAUCUAGAGAUUAGCUAAUUGGGGGUGGUAAGCCUUGUCUCGCCAUUGUAAUGCUUCCACUUUCUCAUUCUGCUGAAGGUUGUUCCUGGAACAGACCACAAGAUGUGGAGGAAAAUUUAGAGAUAUGGCCGUGAAUUCCUUUUGUUUCAACUCUCCUGAGAUGGCUAGGAAGUAGUGCUGUGAUACGCUUAAACUUUCAAUAUUCCUAAUGAUGCGUCCAGCUGUAACUAUUUCGUCAAUUUUGUCUGAUUAGUUGUGAAUAUUCUGAUAGAAGAAAAUAUCAAUGGCCCUACCAGUUCUAGGUCAUCUUUCGGCAAGCUAAUUGAGUUCAUAGUUCCUGUCGAUGAUUGGGUUCACUGCAGCCUUACUUUCCUCCUCUUGGCACUUUGAUUAUUCUUGAAGGUUGUAGUUGAAAAAAGUGCUGCUGAAGGGUUACCAGCGGGAUGGAUCAAGGAAAUCAAAGUAACCAAGAAAGGUCGUAAAGUUAGACGAGACCCGUAUUACUCUGAUCCAAUAAGUGGAUAUGUAUUCCGUUCGAUGAGGGAUGCGCUACGCUAUGUCCAAACAGGGGAGCCUGGAAAGAAGGCAUUCAAGCCUAGGGAAAAAGGGGACAAUGAUGAAGACUUGGAAGAUGAUAAAAGCUGUUCUCCUGCUGAAGCUGAUGAACAGAAGUUGGAAACCGGAGAACCAAGUGGAGAGACAAUGGAGGACUUAAAAGUCAAUGGGAUGGUACCAGAUGAACAGGAUCAUCAUUCUGCUAGUACAAAAGAAUGUUCAUCUCUCCUGGAAGAUGCUUCAGAUCAAUGUAGGGUGAGUGCCCAAUUAAAUAGCUCAAGCUUGCCAGAAACUAAGCAGCCACCACAGACACAAGAUCCUAGUGAAAGCAAACCUGUACCUUGUACUUCAGCUGAAGUUGUCUCAGAUCAGCAGACAUUAGACAGUCAAAUGAUACAGGAUGAAGUCAAGAAGACCCAGCACAGGUCGAAAAGGAAAAAAGAGCUUAAUGUACCUCGACGAGCUUCAAAACGUCUUGCUGGAAUUGCACUUGAGCCAACACCAGAACUUAAGACACCAACUAGAGCCCGUCGAACUGCCAUUCAACAGUCCAGCAAGGCAAUAGUCAGUGAAGGUCAGGAUCCUUCACCUGGUGAUCAAGUUCAAGAGGCAUCGGCAUGUCUUGAUAAGGUAGAAUCUGAGCCAAAAGCAAACUGUGCCUUUGAGUCUCCUAUACUUGUAGAAAUUUCCCUGGAGUCAAAUAAAAGCCAGCAUCCUUCCGAGCAUUCGGGUGUUUCAAAUGGAGACUCCGGAGUGGUAGUAGCAAUAGGGAAUGAAGGUGAUAAGAGGCAAGACUGCACGGCCAUUUGUCCUGUGCAGAAUGUAGCUGUUACUGGAGCAUCGUCCCAGAAGUCCAGUAAUAAUGAGAUUUCAGGACCUAGCAAUAAUGAUGGUAAUGCAAUGUCAGGACUUACCGAUAUUGAUGCUAACGAGAUGUCAAGACCUUCUACUGACUUGCCUCUUGCAGACUUGUGGACCGACCCAUGCAUAGCAUUUGCAAUAAAACUCUGACUGGAAUAACUUUUGACCCUCCGAGGAGUUCAAAAAUGUCAUCAGAAUCAAAAUAAUAGAUCAUAUCCUUCCCAAGACUUGUCUAACUUGGAAAGGGCA